CUUUGGGAUUUCUUUUCUGAGCAAGCAUGGCAGGAUGAACAAAUUCCUGCAGGGAAGACAUCGCGAUUUCUUGGCGUUUGCUAUUCCAGCCAGCAUGGGAAAUUCAUUGCAGCUGCUCGGGGGAGACAUCUCGGCAUGUUUGAAACAGAGCUCGAGGCUGCAAAGGCAUUUGAUGCUGCAUCUCUGGCCGAAGGACGUCGAACAAAUUUUCCGCCGCCAGCUUCGUCCCAGCCAACGCAAGAGAUGUCAGCACGGUCCAAGGCAGUGCCGAAGAAAGUAAAGCAGACGGUUGGAGACAGGCUGGACGCUGUGCCAGCUGCAGAACGAAGGCCUCGCUCAGCAGAAUGCCCGGAUGCCAGCAAUAGUGAAAGCAUACUUCAAGCUGCACGGAGCUACAGAUGGCAGGAUGUUCUGGCGGGACUUGUCCAAAGGCACCCUUGCUCCUCUGUCCGCUUCGCUUCCAAAGAGCUCGUCCGCAUUUUACCCUGGCCAGGCCAUCGGGCAGUUCCCUCACUGCACAGGCCAGUUCCAGCGGAGCAGUUGCCCCAAAUGCUAUCUUGCGCAAGCCAACGCGUGAGCUGCUUUUCAUCGCAAGCGCACCUGGCUGGGAAACUCGUUCAACAGCUGGAUGCCUGUUUACAUGCUUUCUCCCCUAACGCCGCGCCGCGAGACACCUGGUUGCUUAGUGCAUUUGCGGGCAAUGAGGCGCAAGUGCGGAUGCUGCUGGAUAUUAUCUUGGUUCGUGUCUGCCAGAAGCAGGAGCUCCGCAUCAAGCCAGAGCACGCUUUACCCUGGACAUCGCCAUUUGCUGGAAAAGCCGACUAUGUACUCUUCCGCAAUGAGCGUCCAGUCGCUGUUGUCGAAGCAAAGCGCCGUAUGAAUCCGAACUUUCAGGAAGAUGCCAGAAACACUCGGUUUGUGGCGGCCAUGGCCCAGUGCUCUGCAAUACUGGCCGGCUUCGACAUGAUGAAGCCAGCCACCCCUUUUUAUGGGAUUGUAACAGAUGCGCACGGAUGGCUACUGGUGCAGUGGGCUCCAGACAAGAAGCCUGCACUGCAGCUGUGGCCACAGGGGCAGGCCAUACUUGAGCUCACAGGCCCCGGAACGCUGGUCCACCUGCUGAAGAGCUUGCAACAUUUGUUCAAACGUCAGCGCUUCGAUGCUCCUUGUCCCCAAAGGUUCCGGAAUCCGUAA
Messenger RNA from Symbiodinium pilosum, 1194 nucleotides. The record is from the annotation of a GenBank genome assembly. Lineage: Eukaryota; Dinophyceae; Suessiales; Symbiodiniaceae.